GCGCGCGCGCCCAGAGGCCAGCUGCGUUCCGCUUAGCAGCCCAGCCAAGACGGGGGGGGGAUUCCUGCCAUUGCUGGACGCCCAGCCGGAGGAGGCCAUGGUGCUCAGCAUCCUUUCCAAGGGGGUUAGGCGGAUUCAGGGAGGAGGAGGAAGACGAGAGGGCUCUCGGUGGCGCCUCGCCAGGAUGGCUCUGCCCUGCCUGCCUCCACAGUGGAGGCCGGAAUACCAGUUGCUGGAAGAAGCCACAGGAGGGGAGAACGUCGGCUCUUGGGCUCGGAUCCUGCUUGCAUUGGAAUCCAUCUAGUUGGCCCCGGGCCCAGUGAGAAGAGGAUUGGGGACUAGAUGGACCCCUGCUGGGGCCUGAUCCUGCAGGCUCUUCUUACGGCCCCCUGAGACAGCGCUCUGCCUGGUGCCCAGGCAGGAGCCUGGAUGUGACCCAGCCAAACUAGCGAUGGGAAGGCCCAGGAGUAGAGACAAAACGGGGGGAAAUAAAGAAUAUAUUUCCACUUGUGUACCUUCCCAGAGUUUCUUCAAGGGGAGAAAAAGGACAUUUCCCUUCUUAUUUAUUUAUUGUAGUGUAUUGACAGCCCACCUUUUACUCCAAGGAGGUCAAGGUGACUCACAGCCCCCCUCCCCCCGCCUCCUAGUUUAAUCCCCACAACAACCCUCUGGGGUAGGUUAGGCUGAGGUAGCGACUGGCCCCCAAGGUCACCCAGUGAGCUUCAUUUCCAAAUGGGGGAUUUGAACCCUGAUCUUACUCUGACACUGUAACUAUUAUGCCACCCUGGCACAGGGCAAGGGUUUUGUGUUUUUUUUAAAAGAAUAUCUUAUGCUGCCAUUUCCUCCAUUUAAAAAAAAGUAAUGUUUUGCUAUAAUAAUGCUGCAAAAUUCCUAGACCUAAGGGUUAAUGGCAACAAUCUGAGACCUGCCAAGUCUUACAGAGAUGCAGGCAGCAGCAGCUUUAUACUGUGCAGUCUAGUGUAGUAUUGCAGACACAGGCUGGCAGCAGCGUUCCGGCGUUUCAGGCAGAGGGCAUCCCCAUGCCUGCCUGGAGAUGCUAGGACCACCAGGGGCUGAGCCUGUGCCCUUCUGCAUUCACAGCAAGCAGCAGGUUCGUCUUAUGCUUUAAUGGAACCUCCAAGCCCAGAGACAGUCUAUCUGAGUCUCACCAGGGAAAAAGGCAGGGAAUAGCAUCUAGAUUCUUAGGGACAAGGCAGGGCAUUGGCCUGACCCACCGGGGCUCUCCUAAUCUUCUUGUGUUGUGCUCUCUCUGCCCCCCAACCCAGCCAGGCUCCCCUCCUCCAAGGCCGCCAUGUCCCCCGGCAAGGCCAAAGCGGGGGCCCCCCAGCCGCUGGUCUUCGCCGCCCACGAGAUGGAGUGCAAGAUCUGCUACGAGCGAUUUGACGGCCGCAGCCGCCGCCCCAAACUGCUGAGCUGCCGCCACCGCGUCUGCACCCGCUGCCUGCGCAAGAUGGUGGAGGUGGGCGAGCCGCCCGGGACCCUCAGCUGCCCCUUCUGCCGCCAGGAGAUGCCCCUGCCGCCGGACAGGGACGUGGGGCGCCUGCAGGACGACGGGCAGGUCCUGGCUUUGCUCAGCUGCCGCGAGAGGGCCCGGAAGCAAGGAGGGGGCGCCAGGGGCGGGGGGGCGGCUCCUUCCCCGGAGGUGCUGCUGUGCCCCAGCGUCCUGGAGCCCUUUGCGGAGGGCGGGCACAGCUCCUCCUCGGACUGCCUGGUCAUCACCCUCCUGGAGGUGCCCGAGGACAUGGCGGCCCCCGAGGGGGUGGGGGUCCUGGACGUCAUGCGCCUCUACCGCCCGCCCAGCCUGGCCUCGCUGCCCUGCUACGGCCCCCUGGGCAAGUGCCAGCUCUGCGCCACGUGGAGGGCCUUCCCCCGCUUCCUGGUGGGUGUCCUCUGCCUGGUCUACUUCAGCUCUCUGCCCUUUGGCAUCUACCUCCUGCUGGUGGAGCGUCUCAACCUGGGCAUCGUCCUUGUGAGCCUCGUGCCCUCCACCCUCAUCCUCUGCGUCUUCUACAGCCUCUGCCAGUGCUUCUGCCACGAGAUCUUCGACUUGCCUUCUUGAGUCGGGCCGUGGGGGAGAGGGGGAGAUCCAGAGGGCAGGGGCCAAUGCCAGCCACCCCGGAGCCUCCUGCCAGCACCCAAGAGACAACUCGCCCUCCCUGCCCUCCCCGAGUCUCGUGCCAUUCCAACCAACCUUCCUGGAAGCAGAUUUCAGCAGCAUCGCCCUCCUCUCCCUGCAACGGCCUGGUUGCGGUCCAGUCGCCAACCGAACCAAGGGCAGUGCCAGCCUCGGAAGAGAGCCAUCCCGUGUUUCAGAGCUGGAAAGGUGAUGGUGUGCUUCUUCAUACAUGAACGAUGGACUCUUAGGAUGGCGAAGGAUUGGCCAAGCUUUCAUGAGAACUAGCAACCUGGCUGUUCGAGAAAUUUAUUUGUCUCCAAAGAUAUAUUUCCUUGCAAAGGCAAGAAUGCCGUAAUUUCAAACAUAGAUGCUUGUGGAGAUGUUUGUCGGAGGUCUCGGUCCACAAAUCAUAAGAUCUUCAAAUCUGAUUAAUUCUGACAAAAUUAGGAGUUCUCAAGUACAACCACAUUGAGGCAGCCGGAUGAUUUAUAGCUGGCAGGUUGCUCAAAUUUAUUGUUCAUCGGCCCCCUUUAGCAAGGAGCAGACAGUUCCAUGGAGGAGGAAGAGGAGGGAGGGGACUUUCAGUCGCUGUUGGCCACAUGGCUAAGUAGAACCUCCAUGUGCCAGGGCAGUGUUCCUGUCCGGGCAGAAGAAGUCCAUUUCCUCCCUGCGUUGCCCUUUCAGCUUCCUGAGCACGCUUUGAGGAUGCUGAGCUGGGGGGGGGGCGCCUUUGUUUGAUCUGGCCGCAGGCCUCCGCCGCUCUUUUGGGAAACAGAUUCUGCCCUGUUGAGCAGCUGCCUUGUUGGUGGGGACCAUGGGGGUCCCUCUGCCACGUGUCUCUAGUGGAACUGGGAUUGUCAGGGGGACAGGAUGUGGCCCCACACCACUGAGCAACUGAGCCUGGGGGUGAUGUGGGAACAGCCAACAGUCUUCUGCUGGCUACUGCAUCUCAUAUAUUUAUUUUAUUUUAUUUCUUGCAUUUAGGGGCCACAUUUUUCCUCCCAGGGGAUCAAGGGGGCAUAUAUGGUUCCCACCCCAUCGUCACUUGAUCCCCACAACCACCCUGUGAGGCAGGUCAGGCUGAGAGGAAAUGCGACUGACCCCCCAAGGUCACCCUGUGAGCUUCAUGGCCGAAGUGAGGAUUUGAACCCUGGUCUCUACCGGAUUCUAGUCUAGCACUCGAACCACUGCACCACGCAUGUCCUACUGUGGCAACCUGCCAGCCCCUUGACGUAGAAUCCUAGACUUGUAUGGUUGGAAGGCAUCUAAAAGGUCCACUAGUCCAACCCCCUGCAUAUGGACAAUUUUCCCAGAGGGGGGAGCACCCCACACCCAGUGGGUCCAGGGAGGCUGGUGACCUCUUACAAACAGGGGAGGAGGUCAUUUCAAAAGCCAGAGACACUCCCCGCAAAUUCUGCAGAGCAUGCUUAGCAACCUGCGGGCUCAAGGGGCAAGCCUGAAGGGGGGAAGGGUAGCCCACCUAGGGGAGUCAGACCCCAUGCCUUCACCACAUCCUCCUCCCCCCGAGUGCUCAGUGCCAAGUCCCGGUCUACUCGUUUCGUUACACUCACCAAAGGGUUAAAGGAAAAGCUGCUUAUUUUGGUUUGCAAGUCCUGGUGCCUGGUAAAAACUGGCAAAACAGCACCUCCUGUUGUCUGUGUCCUCCAUUGGUUCAGAAAUAAAUGAAAUGAAAUGAAACUCGCCAGUAUUGUAAUGCCAUUCUGCAAAUCUAUGGUGCAACUGCAUUAGGAGUAAAAAGUGUGCAGUUCCGUUCGCUCUCACCUCAAAAGGGCUGGGAAAGGUUCAGGAAAAGGCCGCCAAAAUUAUCAAGGGGGCGGAGAGACUCCCCUAUGAGGGACAGCGCUUGGGGUUUUAAAAGGCGAGUGAUGCCUUGUGUUGCGUGGGGAAAGCGGAUGCAGAAAAGUUUUGGGACAUAAACAAAAAAGGAAGUGCUUCUUCCCAGAGUUAAAUGGGGAUUGCCAGGACAAUGGAGGGUGAUUUAGGGCUUAGAGGA
Zootoca vivipara (common lizard) is the source of this 4151-nucleotide messenger RNA. RefSeq names its product E3 ubiquitin-protein ligase RNF182-like. The record is from RefSeq and is a predicted model, not a curated record. NCBI's taxonomy places the organism in Eukaryota, Metazoa, Chordata, Lepidosauria, Squamata, Lacertidae.